Messenger RNA from Apodemus sylvaticus (European woodmouse), 3955 nucleotides. It is a transcript of the gene Gabbr2, whose product is annotated as gamma-aminobutyric acid type B receptor subunit 2. The record is from RefSeq and is a predicted model, not a curated record. Bases 244 to 3066 code for a protein of 940 amino acids. Gene Ontology annotation, biological process: gamma-aminobutyric acid signaling pathway; G protein-coupled receptor signaling pathway. Gene Ontology annotation, molecular function: G protein-coupled GABA receptor activity. Gene Ontology annotation, cellular component: G protein-coupled receptor heterodimeric complex; membrane. NCBI's taxonomy places the organism in Eukaryota, Metazoa, Chordata, Mammalia, Rodentia, Muridae. The transcript is spliced from 19 exons.
CUCGCUCGCUCGCUGGCUCCCCGCCUCCCGCACUCCGCUGGCUCCCACCCCUUCCCGGCGUGAUUGAUCCGUCACGGGAGCCGCCGCCACCGCGGCCGUUCUGAGCGAGCAGAAGCCGGAGCCGAGCCGGGGCCCGGGCCGGCGCCAUUGCGCGGGAGCCGCGGGCAGAGCUCGGCGCCGGGCGGCGGGCCGGGCCAGGCCAUGCGGGCCGAGUGAGCUGGCGCCCGCAGCCCGCGGCGCGGCAUGGCUUCCCCGCCGAGCUCCGGGCAGCCCCGGCCGCCGCCGCCACCGCCGCCGCCCGCGCGCCUGCUGCUGCCCCUGCUGCUGUCGCUGCUGCUGUCGUUGGUGCCCGGGGCCUGGGGCUGGGCGCGGGGCGCCCCCCGGCCGCCGCCCAGCAGCCCGCCGCUCUCCAUCAUGGGCCUCAUGCCGCUCACCAAGGAGGUGGCCAAGGGCAGCAUCGGGCGCGGCGUGCUCCCCGCCGUGGAGCUAGCCAUCGAGCAGAUCCGCAACGAGUCACUCCUGCGCCCCUACUUCCUGGACCUGCGACUCUAUGACACCGAGUGUGACAAUGCAAAGGGACUGAAAGCCUUCUAUGAUGCAAUAAAGUAUGGACCGAACCAUCUGAUGGUGUUUGGAGGCGUCUGUCCAUCUGUCACAUCUAUUAUCGCAGAGUCCCUCCAAGGCUGGAAUCUGGUGCAGCUUUCCUUCGCCGCCACCACGCCUGUCCUUGCGGAUAAGAAGAAGUACCCAUAUUUCUUCCGGACGGUGCCCUCAGACAACGCGGUGAACCCGGCCAUCCUGAAGCUUCUGAAGCACUUCCGCUGGCGGCGCGUGGGCACACUCACGCAGGACGUGCAGCGCUUCUCCGAGGUAAGAAAUGACCUGACUGGGGUUCUGUAUGGGGAAGACAUCGAGAUCUCGGACACAGAGAGCUUCUCCAAUGAUCCCUGCACCAGCGUCAAAAAACUCAAGGGGAACGACGUGCGGAUCAUCCUUGGCCAGUUUGACCAGAACAUGGCAGCCAAAGUCUUCUGUUGUGCCUUCGAGGAGAGCAUGUUUGGCAGCAAGUACCAGUGGAUCAUCCCGGGUUGGUACGAGCCCGCGUGGUGGGAUCAGGUGCACGUGGAGGCCAACUCCUCACGCUGCCUGCGCAGGAGCCUCCUGGCUGCCAUGGAAGGUUACAUCGGAGUGGACUUCGAGCCCCUGAGCUCCAAACAAAUCAAGACCAUCUCAGGGAAGACUCCACAGCAAUACGAAAGAGAAUACAACAGCAAGCGUGCGGGCGUGGGGCCCAGCAAGUUCCAUGGGUACGCCUAUGAUGGCAUCUGGGUCAUUGCCAAGACCCUGCAGAGGGCCAUGGAGACACUGCACGCCAGUAGCCGGCACCAGCGGAUCCAGGACUUCAACUACACAGACCACACACUGGGCAGAAUCAUCCUCAAUGCCAUGAAUGAAACCAACUUCUUCGGGGUCACGGGUCAAGUUGUGUUCCGGAACGGGGAGAGAAUGGGAACCAUUAAAUUUACUCAAUUUCAAGACAGCAGAGAGGUGAAGGUCGGCGAGUACAACGCAGUGGCUGACACUCUGGAGAUCAUCAACGACACCAUAAGGUUCCAGGGGUCAGAACCACCCAAGGACAAGACCAUCAUCCUGGAGCAGCUUCGGAAGAUCUCGCUUCCACUGUAUAGCAUCCUGUCAGCCCUCACUAUCCUCGGCAUGAUUAUGGCCAGCGCCUUCCUCUUCUUCAACAUCAAGAACCGGAACCAAAAGCUGAUCAAGAUGUCAAGCCCCUACAUGAACAACCUCAUUAUCCUGGGAGGGAUGCUGUCCUACGCAUCCAUCUUCCUCUUUGGCCUAGACGGAUCCUUCGUCUCAGAAAAGACCUUUGAAACACUCUGCACGGUCCGGACCUGGAUUCUCACCGUGGGCUACACAACUGCCUUUGGGGCCAUGUUUGCAAAGACUUGGAGGGUCCACGCCAUCUUCAAAAAUGUGAAGAUGAAGAAGAAGAUCAUCAAAGACCAGAAGCUGCUUGUGAUUGUGGGGGGCAUGCUGCUGAUCGACCUGUGCAUCCUCAUCUGUUGGCAGGCUGUGGACCCCCUGCGGAGGACGGUGGAGAGGUACAGCAUGGAGCCGGACCCAGCAGGCCGGGACAUCUCCAUCCGCCCACUGCUGGAACACUGCGAAAACACCCACAUGACCAUCUGGCUCGGCAUUGUCUACGCCUACAAGGGGCUCCUCAUGCUGUUCGGCUGCUUCUUGGCGUGGGAAACCCGCAACGUGAGCAUCCCUGCCCUCAACGACAGCAAGUACAUCGGGAUGAGCGUGUACAACGUGGGGAUCAUGUGCAUCAUCGGGGCUGCUGUCUCCUUCCUGACGCGGGACCAGCCCAACGUGCAGUUCUGCAUCGUGGCCCUGGUCAUCAUCUUCUGCAGCACCAUCACUCUCUGCCUGGUGUUUGUGCCAAAGCUCAUCACUCUGAGGACAAACCCUGACGCAGCCACUCAGAACAGGCGAUUCCAGUUCACACAGAACCAGAAGAAAGAAGAUUCGAAGACCUCCACUUCAGUCACCAGCGUGAACCAGGCGAGCACAUCACGCCUGGAGGGACUGCAGUCAGAAAACCACCGCCUACGAAUGAAGAUCACAGAGCUGGACAAAGACUUAGAAGAAGUCACCAUGCAGCUACAAGACACACCAGAGAAGACCACGUACAUCAAACAGAAUCACUACCAAGAGCUCAACGACAUCCUCAGCUUGGGCAACUUCACAGAGAGCACAGAUGGAGGAAAGGCCAUUCUAAAAAAUCACCUCGAUCAAAACCCCCAGCUCCAGUGGAGCACAACAGAGCCCUCGAGUACAUGCAAAGACCCCAUAGAAGACAUCAACUCCCCAGAGCACAUCCAGCGCCGGCUGUCCCUCCAGCUCCCCAUCCUCCACCACGCCUACCUCCCAUCCAUUGGAGGCGUGGACGCCAGCUGCGUCAGCCCCUGUGUCAGCCCUACCGCCAGCCCUCGCCACAGACACGUGCCACCCUCCUUCCGAGUCAUGGUCUCGGGCCUGUAGGGGUGGGAGGCCUGGGGCCGGGGCCUCCCCGGGACAGCACCAUGCUGGGCCAAGGCACCUGCCGCUGGCACACUGACGGGCAGCGAGCAGCUGGGCACCAUGCUGCCUCUCCAGACUGCUGGAAUGGCGCUCAGGCAGAGAGGGACUCCGACCUCGAGCCUUAUCUGUGAAGGUCUUGUCUCACGAGGGAGAGAAAAGGCAAUGACUUCUCCUUGGCGUCUGCAAACAAAGAGGAGUUGGGAUGUCUGAAACUUGCAAAAGCAAAUCAAACUCUAGACAAAGGAGAGAGGCCUCAGACUCCAGCUAUCCUCGCCAAGUGUCCAGAGCAAGGGCUGUGCAGAAAUGGCCCUCUGCACUCUGCACACACGGCAUCGGUGGUGCCCGCCCCCACACACCAGCCCUUCUCCACUCUGGGGAGAAGGUGAGCAGGGCCACCAGGUCUCCAGCAGCUGGCCCAGCCCUCUUCAGCCUCCCUGGAAGGGCAGGCGGGCAGGCAGACACAGCCCUGGGGCUGGGGGACCAGAGCAGGCAGCUGCGCAUGCUCCCAGGGGACAUCCAUCAGAAGAGAGAUGUUUGUUACUCUCUGAUAAAUGCCACACAUGAACACAAUAACACCCAUUCUGGGGACUGUGGGGAUUCAGGGCACUGCACUGCAGACGUGCUCUGCAGGAUGCAACCGGAUAGUCUGUCAUAUGCACCCACCGUGUCGGCCAUGUCCUUGUGUUCAAAUUUAGGGUUCCCAGUAAUAAGGGGAACCACUUGAGCUAAAUCAUGGAAUGUCUACUCCCAGAAAACACGAUAAAGAAAGAUUGUGCACUUUAACCUCUCCCAUGGGGGCCCAAGGGCUGCUGGGAUCCCCUUCCCUCUCCCCUACCCCCUAACUCCUUCC